GGGAGGGGGUGCAAAAAUCUACAUCAUUUGGAGCUUUCCUCCCACCCCAGGGCAGCCGAGGCCACAUUUUGGGGUAGAAAAGGAGGGCUCGGCGAGUGGCUCGGCAGAGCAGACCAUGUAAGGCUUUAUUCCCUGCGCUGACCCACCAGACAGCCCUGCCAAAAAAUGCAGGGGGUUGUAAUGUGAGCAGCCCCCCUCUGUGCUGAGUAAUUCCGGCAGGCGCCUGAGUCACCCUUGGCUGUCCACAUGUGUGGAGAUGCUCAGAGCAUCGCUGGGCACUGCACUGCUCCUCCAUGCCCCCUCAGCUAGGGCUGGAUGUAUCCCCAUCCCCCCUUCCCUUCCCGAGGCGUAUUCGGAGGCUGAAACCCUUCCCUUGUUGCUCCGGCUGGCUCCAGCCCGCGCAGGUCUGGCCACCUUGUCAAGGUCGUUUAUAAUGAGCUUGUUUGCAAACUCAUUUCCACCACAGCGCUGGCACAGCCAGCAGCAUCGAGCCGGGCAGCCCCAGACCCCCAAAACACUCCCGGGAUGGACCCCCCCAGCCUGGAGCAGGAAGAGGAGAAGGUCUUGGUGUCGGAGCACAGCUGGCGGCCCUUCCCCAAAGCCCGUAGGAGGCUGCGAGGGUGUCUGGAGGUGGUGAAGGGGCUGCUCUUCCGUGUGGGCGAGGACUGGUAUUUCCUCUUUGUCCUGGGGGUCCUCAUGGCCACCAUCAGCUUCAUGAUGGACCUCAUCGUCUUCAGGCUCUACGAGGCCCACCGGUGGCUGUACCAAGAAGUCGGUGAUUAUUUGGUGCUCAAGUACCUCUCAUGGACCAUCUACCCUGUGGCCCUGACAGCCUUCUCCACCGGCUUUGCCAACAGCAUCACACCGUAUUCGGGAGGCUCCGGCAUUCCUGAGCUCAAGACCAUCCUGAGCGGCGUGGAGAUGAAGGAAUACUUGGCCAUCAAAAAUUUUGGGGCCAAGGUGGUGGGACUGACUUGCACCCUUUCUGCUGGCAGCACCGUUUUCCUUGGCAAAUUGGGUCCCUUUGUUCACCUCUCCUCCAUGGCUGCAGCUUAUCUGGGGAAGAUGCGGACCUCGGUGAUAAGGGAGUAUGAGGACAAAUUCAAGCAGAACGAGAUGCUGGUGGCUGCUCAGGCUGUUGGCGUGGCCACUGUUUUCGGGGCUCCCAUCAGCGGGGUGCUGUUCAGCAUCGAGGUUAUGUCAUCCCACUUUGCCGUGCGGGAUUACUGGCGUGGGUUUUUUGCUGCUACUUGUGGUGCCUUCAUGUUCCGCCUCCUCGCCGUCUUCAACAGCGAGCAAGAAACCAUCGCUGCUCUUUUUAAAAGCGACCUCAAGAUUGAUUUCCCUUUCGACCUGCCAGAGACUUUCUUCUUCAUGAUUUUGGGGGCCAUCUGUGGAGCCAUCGCCUGCGCCUACCUCUUCUGCCAGCGCUGGCUGCUGGCGGCUGUCAAAGAGAACCGGCUGACAGGCAGGCUGCUGGCCACCGACAAACCCCUGUACACAGCGCUGGUGGUGCUGCUGCUGGCGUCCAUCACCUUCCCUCCAGGCCUGGGCCAGCUGAUGGCCUCCAGGCUGUCCAUGAAGGAACACCUCAUCUCUCUCUUCGACAACCGCUCCUGGUUUCUGCUGGCCCAGAACGCUUCCAUGUCCACCACCCAGCUGGGAGACCCACGGGGGCUGUGGCAGGAGUGGUGCCAUCCUUCAGCCACCAUCUUCGGUACUUUGGUCUUCUUCCUGCUGAUGAAGUUCUGGAUGCUGACCCUGGCCACCACCCUGCCCAUGCCUGCUGGGUACUUCAUGCCUGUCUUUGUCUAUGGAGCAGCCAUCGGGCGGUUACAUGGGGAGGUGCUGGCCUGGCUGUUUCCCCAUGGCAUCCGUGCAGAGGGCACGGCGUACCCCAUUGUCCCCAGUGGAUAUGCACUGGCUGGCGCUGCUGCUUUCUCGGGUGCUGUCACCUACUCUGUCUCCACCGCCCUGCUGGUGUGUGAGGCCACUGGCCACAUGGCCCACGUGCUGCCCGUCGUGCUGGCUGUGCUGGUGGCCAAUGCCAUCACUCAGAAGUGCCAGCCUUCCUUCUAUGAUGGCACCAUCAUUGUCAAGAAGCUGCCCUACCUGCCCCGCAUCCGCAGCCGGCACAUAGCCUCCUAUCGGGUGGUGGUGAAGGAGUUCAUGGAGCAGCAGGUGGUGGCUGUGACCAAGAGUGAUGGCUUUGAGGAGGUGCUGGCGGCCCUCACUGCCACCACUGAUAAAGAAUACCCAGUGGUGGAGAGCAAAGGAUCACCCACACUGGUGGGCACCAUCAGCCGUGCCAAACUGGUGGCCUUCCUGCAGAGCCACGAGCACCCACAGGCACCCCCAGGGCCGCUGCAGGAGAAGCCAGCCUCCACUGGGACACUUGGGGAAGACUGUGCCAUUGAGCCCAUCGUACUGCAGCUGUCACCGUGGACCUCACUGCACCAGGCACAUCACCUCUUCGAGCUGCUGAAGCUGCAGUGUAUCUUCGUCACCCACUAUGGGGAGCUGGUGGGGGCUGUCACACGCACCGAGCUGCGCAGAGCCAUAGAGGAGCUGGCCAAGGACGCGUGACCGCCCCUCCUGCUGCUGUGUUAAUUAAAUGGCUUUUGGGGUCAUAUGGUUAAUUUCAGGA
Molecule: messenger RNA, 2647 nt
Organism: Meleagris gallopavo (turkey)
Lineage: Eukaryota; Metazoa; Chordata; Aves; Galliformes; Phasianidae
Product: chloride channel protein ClC-Kb-like
Biological process (GO): transmembrane transport; chloride transport
Cellular component (GO): plasma membrane
Molecular function (GO): voltage-gated chloride channel activity
Source: RefSeq, a predicted model, not a curated record